ACAGAAAUGAGCAAAUUACUACAAUGAAAUGGACACGCCUGUUGCACUUGGGAAGUGAAAGUGAAACUAUAAAGUGCUUUUCCUUUAUAUGUUUCAGGACUACGAAAAAGAUUCAGUAAUACUCUUCUCAACUGCAAGAGCAUCUCUGCGCUGUCAUGCCAAAUUCAACAUCAGCUCGGGGAGCGUGUGCCUUCUGUCAUCAGCAGGAGCAGAAUGCGGAGACCGGUGAAUUGCUAAAGACCAAUGAUAAUCGUGUAACUGCCCAUUAUAAUUGCAUGAUUUUUUCACCUAAUGUGAUAUCAACAAAUUCAACCUUGUUCGGUGGAUUUGAUAUUCGUUCUGUGAUAAAUGAAGUCAAACGUGGAAAAAAGACGAAAUGCAGCGUCUGUAAAAAAACUGGAGCAACUAUUGGUUGUGAUGUAUCAUGGUGCAAGAAAACCUACCAUUAUAUGUGUGCAAAGGAAGAUCAAGGAAUAAUUAUUGAAAAUGAAGAAGAAGAAAAAUAUUUAAUUUUCUGCGCUAGCCAUAAAAAAGCGGCACCAGACACCGUUACAACUUCUUCUGAGGAGGAGUUAGAUGAUCAUCCAGUGACCGGGGAUAGUGGGAAAGAUUCACCUGAGGCUCAUCUUGCUAAAUACAAUGUCUAUCAUGAGCUCCUUACAGACCUGCAGAAUGCAGAUAUGGAGUCACAUGAAUAUGAACAAGAACUUGUGCAGUACCUGUCUGCCAUCUCAGCCUCCCAGGAGAGAACUGAGGCACAUCUCAAGCGCAUAGGUGAUGCCCUAUGGCAAUUGGUUGCUAUAGGUCGCUCAUCUAUACAGACUGAUGUGUCUCAAAGGGAUGUGGUCACUGAGACUGAGCCUGUGAAGGGCUCAAAACAUGCAGCUCGUCCUCAGAGGAAUGAUCCAGGGCCCAGCACCUCUCAGCCUCGAUCUGGUGGAAUGCAGCAAUUACGUCGAAGGACUGCUGGAUCAUCUCCACUGGAUUAUCCGAGGACAUCCAAAUGUGGAAAAAAAAAAUUUAAUGUAACAAGAACAAAAGUACUUUAAAUGUUUUGUUACAAAAAGCACCUUAAAAUUCUGUUUUAAAAUAAAGAUUCUUAUUGCAAAUUGUUUCUGUUUUCAUAGUAUGUACCAGAAAUGCUCAGGAAUGAUUAAAACGAUUCACCAGCAGGCACAGCAAGUUGAAGCAGGGCAAGCCCUUGCAAUUUUAUUUGCAAAAGUGCAACAUUUCGGGGGUGAAAACCACUCUAUAAAGCAUGACACUUGCCGUGUGUGCCAGUGAAUCGUUUUAAUCACUUCAUACUGUGGGGGGGCAAUCCCCUAUCACUGUGCACCAGGCAGUAUCUUUUUUUUUUUUAAUUUCUUUUUAUUGCAUUUUUUUAAUAUACAUCAUCAACUUAAAUAAAUCAACUUUAACAGCAUCCGUUCAGUAGGCAGUACAGUCAUAUUAUAUCAAGUUCAAGGCACAUGUUAAAGUUUUCCUUAGAUUCAGUUUGGAUUGUAAGCCUUUACAUGGAAUUGUAGUCUUUAGAGAACCAGGAUGCGAACUAUCAUACCAAUAAACAAACUUUAUACCCAU
Messenger RNA from Xenopus laevis (African clawed frog), 1581 nucleotides. RefSeq lists its product as uncharacterized. The transcript is spliced from 5 exons. Bases 156 to 1049 code for a protein of 297 amino acids. The record is from RefSeq and is a predicted model, not a curated record. NCBI's taxonomy places the organism in Eukaryota, Metazoa, Chordata, Amphibia, Anura, Pipidae.